This is a messenger RNA of Neltuma alba, 338 nucleotides long. Its product is annotated as ent-kaur-16-ene synthase, chloroplastic-like. Gene Ontology annotation, cellular component: chloroplast. The coding region runs from base 66 to 338 and encodes 90 amino acids. The record is from RefSeq and is a predicted model, not a curated record. Gene Ontology annotation, biological process: gibberellin biosynthetic process. The transcript has 5 exons. Lineage: Eukaryota; Viridiplantae; Streptophyta; Magnoliopsida; Fabales; Fabaceae. Gene Ontology annotation, molecular function: magnesium ion binding; terpene synthase activity.
UACUAGAAAAAUUUGAAAAUGCUGUUCCUGCAAUAUAUCCUCUUGAUGUGUAUUCUCGACUCCACAUGGUUGAUAGUCUUGAAAAAUUGGGCAUUAAUCGCCAUUUUAAAGAGGAAAUCGAAAGUGUACUGGAUGAUACAUGGAGAAUGUGGCAGCAAGAAGAAGAUGACAUAGUUUUAGAACCCACCACAUGCGCCAUGGCAUUUCGUUUACUACGUUUGCAUGGAUAUGAUGUUUCUUCAGAAGCUCUUGAUCGUUUUUCAGAGAACAAUUUUUGGAUUACCCUUCAGGGUUAUCUCAAGGACGUGGAGGCUGCUUUGGAAUUACAUAAGUUUUGA